UAAUAAAAAUGCUGACCUCUAGUGACUAUUUAGUUACUCGUUUCCUGUGAAAGAUUGUUUUUGAAUUAUGCGAGCUAAUUUAUCUUUUGACUAAAUUAGUCAACAUUAGAUGUUGUACAAUUACCUUAAACUUAUAUUUUCCUAAUUUAUAUUCUUCUACAAAUUUUGGUAGAAUGUCAGUUUUUGUUAGAUCACGAAUACAAAAUAAGUAACAAUUGAAAAAAAUCGAACUGUUGAGGAUUUUGUUUAUAUAGACAUUAAUAUGACUUCAAGACUUAAAGUGCUAAGAAAAGAAAUAAAGUAUUUAAAAGAAAUCUUCUCUAAAGAACAUAAUGUUUUGUGCAUCAAAACAGCAAACGUAGAUGACAUAUCUUUAUCGUACAUUGGUAUAGACAAUAAAGUACAUGAUAUAUCAUGCAGUAUUGCUGGAAUGUAUCCAGAUGUUGCUCCUAUUUGGUUUUCUGAAUCAGAAGAUCACAAACUUUCUGGUAUAAUAGAAUAUAUUAACACAUUAUCAGCAAAGAAAAAUCUUUUAGUUUUCAUGACGACAACUUUAGCUGUUGAAUUAUACAAAUUAAACAAUCUUGAAAUUCCUGCAACAUUAAAAGAUGUAAAACUUCCAGAUGAAUUGGAUGAGCCUAUAACCAUGGAAGAAUUUGUGGAGGACGAAGACACAAUGCAUGUUAUAGACGAAGAUGAUAAUUUUGAUGCCCAUGUUGAAUAUGAUGCAGAUGUUUUAAGCGAUGAAAAAAAUGAAAAAGAAGAACUAGGCUUGGAUAGCUUUACGCAAUUGCAAAAUCUGCGCAUAUCACAAAGACAAGAAUUUUUAUCAGGUAGAAUAAGUGGUUCUGUGCAAGCUACUGAUCGAUUAAUGAAAGAGUUAAAAAAUAUAUAUAAGUCAAGCAGUUUUAAAUUAAAAAUAUAUACAAUAGAGUUAAAAGAUGGUACCAACUUGUAUGAUUGGUAUGUUAAGCUGAAAGGAUUCGAUAAAGAAAGUGGUUUGUAUAAGGAUCUGCAAACACUAUAUAAAAAAGACUUAAAAACAGAUCAUAUUUGUUUUAAUAUUACAUAUUCGUCAAGAUUUCCAAUGGAACCUCCCUUUAUUAGAAUAUGUUAUCCUGUUAUAUCUGGAGGCUAUGUUUUGAGUGGUGGAGCUCUGUGUAUGGAGUUGCUAACACCUGAAGGUUGGAGCAGCGCUUAUAGCAUUGAAGCAGUAAUAAUGCAAAUAUCUGCUACAUUAGUCAAAGGAAAAGCUAGAGUUGAUUUUUCGGGCACCAAAAAAGUUGAUAUUGUUUAUUCAAGUCAUAAAGCAGAAGCGGCACACAGGUCUCUAGUAAAAAUACACAAAGAUACCGGUUGGUUUACACCUCCUAAAGACGAAGGGUGAUGGAACUCUUAAAAAAUUUUGUUUAUUUUAUGUGACUUAUCUAUUGUUCGUUGCUAUGUUUGUUUGCUUUUUCGUUUUCUAAAAGAUAUAAAAUCUAUAGAAUUGUAUA
Molecule: messenger RNA, 1496 nt
Organism: Hydra vulgaris (swiftwater hydra)
Lineage: Eukaryota; Metazoa; Cnidaria; Hydrozoa; Anthoathecata; Hydridae
Product: ubiquitin-conjugating enzyme E2 Q2
Source: RefSeq, a predicted model, not a curated record